This is a messenger RNA of Ziziphus jujuba (common jujube), 879 nucleotides long. RefSeq lists its product as uncharacterized. The record is from RefSeq and is a predicted model, not a curated record. The coding region runs from base 1 to 879 and encodes 292 amino acids. Gene Ontology annotation, molecular function: zinc ion binding; nucleic acid binding. The transcript is spliced from 3 exons. NCBI's taxonomy places the organism in Eukaryota, Viridiplantae, Streptophyta, Magnoliopsida, Rosales, Rhamnaceae.
AUGGGAUUUAAUGAAGAAAAAAUAUCAAGGUUCAUCAAGAGUGAAACACAACUUCAAGCUUUGAUAAAGGACUUUGAAACUCUACAAAUUAAGAAUGGUGAAUCUGUAACUAGUUAUUGCUCAAAGACUAUGGGAAUAGCAAACAAUAUGAGAUUCCAUGGUGAAAAAAUGGAAGAUGUGGCUAUUGUUGAAAAGAUCCUGCGUCCAUUAGCCCUAAGGUGUGAUUAUAUUGUUUGCUCAAUUGAAGAAUCUAAGGAUAUUGAUACACUUUCACUUGAUGAACUGCAAAGUUCUUUAUUAGUUCAUAAACAGAAGAUAAAUCGUAGCACAACCAUAGAUGAGCAAGCUUUAAAGGCUUCUACUUAUGCUCAAUCCUCUAACUCAAGAGGAUGGGGUAGAGGUAGAGGUAAAGGAAAGGGAGGCCAAAGCAACAGAGAUGGAAGCAGGCAAUAUUCAGAAGCUACUGAUGAUCAAUUAGUUGUUUAUGGAAGAGGCAGAGGACAUGAAUUUGAAAAAUCCAAGAUAGAGUGUUACAAGUGCCAUAAGUUUGGUCAUCAUUGUUCGGAGUGUUAUACAAAAUUGCCAGCUGAUACAGAAAAGAGGGAGAAGUCAAAUUUUGCAGAAAAUGAAGAAACAAAAGAAACAUUAUUGAUGGCCAAUCAUGUUAAGAAGAAGUUUGAACCAGAUGUUUGGUACGCAGAUACAAGCUGUAGUAACCACAUGUGUGGAAGAGACAUUAAGAUAAAGACCAAAAACGGUUUUGAAGAAAUUAUUUCUCAAGUCUUCCUCAAAUCACGAAUCCCGACCAAAUUUGUGAGGAUUGUGUUGUUAGCAAACAACACAGAAACUCAUUCCCUCAAGGAAAAUCAUGGAGAGUAA